AUGCAAUUGGGUGGGUGGGGUGAGUUCCGCCGCGUCCUCGACGGUGCCAGUCUCCGCGUCCCUGUGUCCCUGAUCCUCCACGGCCCCCUCCGAUGCCGUUUUGAUCUUGAACAAGAGGGAUUUCGCGUCCGAGACGAAACGCUAGCGAAAGCCCUCGAGAAGCUAGGGCGAGCCCCCUACCAUGGCCAAGAAACCCCACCGUAUGUCGAUGCAGCGGUGUGGAGAUGGAGCUGUCUUUGGAUAGCUGUCAAGGUUAUAACACUUGAUAGCUUGGUUCGCAUCAGUUACUUUCUACGCGUACCAGGUGUCUAUGUGGUACUGGGCCUGACGACACAAACAGCAAAUGGAAGCUCACGCAGCGUGCGCCCAUGCGCCGUGCUGAAGCCGGCUGUCAAGGCUGCCACGGUCGCUGCUCCGGCUCAGGCCAACAAGAUGAUGGUCUGGACUCCGGUGAACAACAAGAUGUUCGAGACCUUCUCUUACCUGCCGCCCUUGACCGACGAGCAGAUUGCUGCCCAGGUCGACUACAUUGUCGCGAACGGCUGGAUUCCUUGCCUUGAGUUCGCUGAGGCCGACAAGGCCUACGUCUCGAACGAGUCGACCGUCCGCUUCGGCCCAGUCUCCUGCCUGUACUACGACAACCGCUACUGGACGAUGUGGAAGCUGCCCAUGUUCGGCUGCCGCGACCCGAUGCAGGUGCUGCGCGAGAUCGUUGCCUGCACCAAGGCCUUCCCGGACGCCUACGUGCGCCUGGUGGCCUUCGACAACGUGAAGCAGGUGCAGAUCAUGGGCUUCCUGGUGCAGCGCCCCAAGAGCGCCCGCGACUGGCAGCCGGCUAACAAGCGCUCCGUCUAAGCGUUCAACGCUUUUGGCGGAAUGGACGAACCCAGAUCAGUAGAACAUUCUUUGAGUUGGGAGUUUGCUUAUGAGCUCUGGACACAUUUUUUAAUUUUGUUCGCAGUUCUCUAGUGGACUACUCUCGUUUUUGGGAAUGUUUUUGUCUGUGGUUGUACAUAUGUUUGUUUUUCAGUUGUUUGUUUCGGUCGUGGUCAUUGAUCCGUGUGUGCUUCACAAUAAUUUGCAUCCCACUAAUGAUGCAUAUGAACAGCGAGCGCGCUCGCGUUCAAUUCAAUCCUGAGCAGAAAACCCUUUCAUGUGUAAGCGCACACGAAUUUGGAUUG
Volvox carteri f. nagariensis is the source of this 1181-nucleotide messenger RNA. RefSeq lists its product as uncharacterized. Lineage: Eukaryota; Viridiplantae; Chlorophyta; Chlorophyceae; Chlamydomonadales; Volvocaceae. The record is from RefSeq and is a predicted model, not a curated record. Bases 1 to 855 code for a protein of 284 amino acids. The transcript has 7 exons.